AUGCUGGGUUAAAAUCUCAAACAUCAAAACUCGUUGAGCGAAAACGAUUUCCAUUCUGAAAAGGCAGGGUCCUCAUAUCGUGAUUGCCAUCGAACGGUGAGCUGGUCAUCAUAAAUUACGUUUUGACGAACUGAACUAGCACUUAUCGAGAGCUUGUCUCUUUACGGAGUCAAAAUCAAGAGUUGAAGGCAGCGGGAGACCAUGGACGUGGCCCGGAUGUUACUGUGCCUGUUCUCGGUGCUGGUGUCUGAGAAGUUCCUGGUGGCUGCGUUCUCCCAGAGCCUGGUCAGCGACUUCACAUUCACACUCCCCGCAGGGCGGAAGGAGUGCUUCUUCCAGACCAUGAAGAAGGACGCGUCGCUGGAGAUAGAAUAUCAGGUGUUGGACGGAGCCGGUCUGGAUGUUGACUUCUCCCUGUCGUCUCCUACUGGACACGUUCUGUACAGCGAACACCGCAAAUCAGACGGAGUAUACACUGUAGAGACGGAGGAUGGAGACUACAUGUUUUGUUUUGACAACUCGUUUUCUGCUGUGUCGGAAAAGAUCAUCUUCUUCGAGCUUCUCAUGGACAACAUGGAACAGGAAGGGGAGGAGCCAGAGGACUGGAAGGAGUACGUCCAUGGGACCGACAUGUUGGACAUGAAGCUGGAGGACAUCAUGGACACCAUUAACAGUGUUAAAGCCCGGCUGGGGAAGAGCCUUCAAAUACAGACUGUGCUCAAAGCGUUCGAGGCUCGCGAUCGCAACCUCCAGGAGUCCAACUACGACCGGGUCAACAUGUGGUCCAUGACCAACAUGCUGGUGAUGAUGCUGGUGACGGGAGUGCAGGUCUACCUCAUCCGUGCCCUGUUUGAGGACAAGAGACACGCGCGCACGUAACACCCCGCCCACUGGGAAGGGCCAGGGAGAGACGGACAGCUCUGUCUACACCUGCCAGCCAAUAGCGAGCAGGACUGUUGGUGAAGAUGAGAUUGUAACUCAUCAGAUUUUUAUGUACAACACUCACACACUCAUACGUUACAUCACACAUCCUUACAGACACAAAUGCCAUACCUGUCCAGUCUCUUCCUCUGCUCUGUUCUCCUCUGUCUAGCUGCUGUUGCUCAGAGGGUCUGUGUUGGUAUCUGCUCUAUCUAUCUAAUAAUCAGUGGCGGGUGAAACACCAGCCAGACCUUCAGUUAUUGGUGUUUAAAAGUGAGCGUAAAUGAACAAGUAUUUCUAAUUUAAUAUGGUAAUGUGACCUCUAAACUUUUUCUUCCAGACACUGAGGUGUGUGACUGUCCUGUCUCUGUGUCACGUCUUUCGAGGUCUUCCAGUAUGUGACCUGUGAGUCAUGUUGCGAAACACUUUAUUGUAGAGUAGGUUAUUGAUACGGCCUUUCAACCUCUCACUCUCUUUCAAAAACACACUCAUUCUCACACAAUCUCUUACUCACACACACUCAAACCCACACACUUCUUCAUUGAAACCGCUGCUGUCUGCCAGUUCCAGCAAAUGGAGAAGUGGAGUAGGGGAAAGGGAAUGGUUCCAUAUGUAACUCUCUAAAUCACGGCUGUUCUCUUCUACUCCCUCCUUUUCAUCCUCCUAUAACUCUACUCUGUCCUGAUGGUCUGUCAGACUUAGUGCUGACAGGCGAGUCGGAUUUCAGUCAUACUGGCAGAAGCGAAAUGGAACCUGCCCUGCCCCUUUCGCUCUCUUUUUCUCUUGUGACAGAAAUAGAAUGCUAUCUAACAUCACAGCAAUCACACGCUGCACCUGGGGGGUAAAAGAGGCAGGGAAGGUUGUGGGAAAAGGGUUGCGGGUGACUGAAGGAGGUGGGAGUGGUUGGGAAAUCAACUAAUUGACCGUUAUUUGGCUUUAUUUUAUUGUUUUGUAGCUCUGUCAUAUACGCACUUGGACAAACAUACAGAUGUGGUUGUUGAUGAGUAACACCACACCGCCAUCUUGUGGCUGGACACCAAACUGCUCAUGCAAAACAACGUGACUUUUUUCACCUCUCGGACUGAAGGGUAUACAACAAAGCAUGCUCAAUGAAAUAGCCAGGUAACUUUGAUAAAUAAUCAGAUAGCUAUUGAUUUUCUGGUUAAUUUAAGAAUGCUAAACUCUAACGAACAAAAAACUCAAUGCUUUGAAUCUACGACAAGAUGUUUAGGAGAAGGUGUCUAACCUUAUGAUGGAACGAGGAGAGUAUAUUUUAGCAAUAAGGCCUGAGGGGGUGUGGUAUAUGGCCAUUAUACCACGGCUAAGGGAUGUUCUUAAGCACGACGCAACACGGAGUGCCUGGAUACAGCCUUUAGCCGUGGUAUAUUGGCCAUAUACCACAAAUCCCUGAGGUGCCUUAUUGCUAAAAUAUACUCUCCUCGUUCCAUCAUAAGGUUAGUAAAAUAGACACCUUCUCCUAAACAUCUUGCCUGUAGGUUCAAAGCAUUGAGUUUUUUGUUCGUUAGAGGCCAUCAUUGUCUUGUGCAGAAAGGAACAAAAAAGUUGGAGAAGAGCAUCAAUGACAUUCUAUAAAUUAAAAAUAUUCAUUUUAUUGAUUAAUCUCCCAUGGUGAUGCUUGCUUGAGCAUCAGCUAAAAUACUUUUUAAAAAAAAAAUGUAAAUACUUACUUUUAUAUUGGUUACCAACGUAGUAAUUCGACCAGUAAAAAUUAAGGUUUUGUCAUACCUGUGGUAUAUGGUCUGAUGUACCAUGGCUGUCAGCCAAUAAGCAUUCAGGGCUUGGACCACCCAGUUUAUAAUCUGAGAUAUACAGACUAAUGUUCUGUAUAUGUAAAUGUGUCAAAUUAAAAAAGUAUACUUUUCUGAA
Molecule: messenger RNA, 2808 nt
Organism: Oncorhynchus mykiss (rainbow trout)
Lineage: Eukaryota; Metazoa; Chordata; Actinopteri; Salmoniformes; Salmonidae
Product: transmembrane emp24 domain-containing protein 5
Source: RefSeq, a predicted model, not a curated record